Molecule: messenger RNA, 1233 nt
Organism: Dentiscutata erythropus
Lineage: Eukaryota; Fungi; Glomeromycota; Glomeromycetes; Diversisporales; Gigasporaceae
Source: the annotation of a GenBank genome assembly
AUGGCUCGAAACAAGAUCGAAGAUAUACGGGAUGAAUAUACUAUAAGAAUCGAUGAAAAGGGUAAAGAACGUUACAAAUGUAAAGCAUGCAAGAAGGAAUGGGCUAAAAAUAUAACUCGGUUGCAAGAACAUAUUAAUACAUGUGCUUUGCGCAAUUUGAAUGAAACUUCAAAUAAUAAUAAAAGACAAAAAGUAUCGAAUCUUACCUCACAAGAACAAAUUGAAUUGGAAUCUUUGCUUGCACGUGCCUUUUAUACAUCAGGAGUUUCAUUUAAUGUAAUCGAAAAUAUAGAUUUUCAAGCCUUUCUUAAAAAGGCUUGCCCUUCUUUUAAUAUUCCAUCUCGUCAUACUCUUUCCAAUUCACUUCUUGAUAAAGAAUAUAUGAAUCUACAAGUAGUUGUCCAAAAUACCCUUGAUGAAACACCUUAUCAUUGUUUGAUUGCUCUUGUUUUAACUGUUGAUACGAGGUGGACAUCAACUUUUGAGUGUCUUGAUCAUGUUUUACAAACACAAGCUGCAAUUUAUGCUAUAUUAACUGAAGAUGGUAUUGAAUUAGAUGAAAAUAUCAAAGCAAUUAUUGUGGAUUAUACGGUUUGGGCAGAUAUUAAAAAACUUCGUAAUUUCCUAGAACCAUUUAUUAUCUUUAUACGUCAAUUAGAGAGUGAUGAACCAUAUCUCUCUUCUGCAUAUAAAAUAUUGCAAGAUUUAAAAAAAAAAAUUAUAAAUAAUGUACAAAUUCCAGUAGAACUUCGCGAUAAUACAUUACAGGCAGCUAGAAAUCGAUGGGUUAAUUUUCUAUACAAUCCGGCAAUUAUAGUUGCAUAUAUGCUUGAUCCUAGGUAUCGUGGUGAAGAUCUUGAUCUCCAAAUAUGGGCAGAUAUAAUAAAUAAUGAAGUGAUUCGAAUUGCAGGAGUUGAUAAUGAAAAUCAAGUAUUAGACGAGUUAGCAGAAUAUAUUGGAAAAUCGGGUGGUUUCGCAAGAAAAAUGCUUACUCAAAAAGCAGAUAAGCUUGUCUAUAUUUAUUGGAAUACACGAAUUCUCCGUCGGUUGGGAAGAUCUGUAUUAAUUAACAAUUCACAAGAAAUAUCUGUUAAUUCAGAUAAUCAAGAACUUGAUAUUAAUGUAGAUGAUGACAAAAAUGAAGAGCUUAAUGGAAACUUUACCGAUUUUUCUAAUUGGCUUCUUAAUACAUUCGACAACUGUGAGCAUGAAUUCGAUAAUUAUUCUGAGUGA